UAUUUUAAAGUGUAAAAUCUUGUGCUAGAACGGCGACCUCUCGCUCGCGUACGUCAAAUUAGCGCUAUCGGUCUGCUCGGUUGGCGUUUGGCUAUCUCGAAAGUUUGUCCAGCCACGGGGCCUGCUUGAUGGCGAAAAAGGCUGCCAUUUUCAACGCCAUUCCAAUAUGGUCGCAAGCAUCUACCAUUCUGCUGCCACAGGAGAACCGGAAUUCAUUUAUUGCGGCUAAAACGUGAUUGAAUCAAACCGCGCUGGUGCAUCCCGGAUGCCGGCUUAGGCAAACUUCGAGCGACAGCAUUCGCCGCAGCAGAGUAUGUUUAUAGAAGAACGAAAAUUGUAGACCUUUUUCUUACUGUUCUAGUGUAGUGGAAUGCGUUUGAAAUCAGUAAAUUAAAAAAUAGCAAUUAUGAUGCAGUGAACAUAUCAAUUUAUCUUUAGUCAAAAUUAUUUUAGAAAUAUUUAAUUAUUUUUCGGUAGGAAUACGUUCUCAGAAAAAAAAAGCAGACUAAGAAAGUGAAUGUUUCUCCUCGCACUGUAAAGUGAAUGAAUCGUCAAUCAUGUCAAACGGCCAAGGGGUUAUUUAUCAAGAAAUGAUUUUUUUACUUUUUCCUCAGUUACGAUAAAUUCACUUUACAAAGCACUUUACCUUCAAAAUAUUCUCUACCAACAGAAGUAUUCAGAUUUACAACAGUGAAACAAUAAUACCGCAGCAACUAAAGUGCUACUUAGCAAAUUGAAAUCAUUACCCAAGGAAGAAAUCAUACGAAACCGCGAAGUGAAGAAACAAACUGACAGCUUCCAAAACAAAUUGCUUUCGUUUCUCGGUUUCCUGCUAGCGCCAGUUAUGCUGCAGCUAGGCAAACGUGCGUGACUGUGACAAACUAAUGACAAGUGAAGCGCUUCUGUGGACGGUAGUUGUCAAACCGGAAAAAAAGUAAAUAAGAAACAGUGAAGGAAACUAGUAGAAACUGUGAUCGGCAGGUGACAAAUGAGAUGGACUGAUAGAAAUCUAAUAAGACAAUGAACUUUCACCGUCACUGAAACUGUGCUAAAAAGCUCUCCAGAUGAUAUAGAAUCUACCCAACUACAGCUAGAGUGAAUAAAAUCAACUAAGAGACUCAAACUCAAUUAAUCAGCUUUGCAUUUAAGAAAAACAAAAACAAUGACUUCCGUCAAGGAUACGGCAUCGUUCUUCGCCAACGGCAGCUCGAACCAGUUCGACUUCGUGCUCAGUCUGUAUCCGCAGGUUUUGAAACUGAAAGCGGAAAACAAAUGCAAGAAGCCGGAAGAACUUAUCAGACUGGACGAUUGGUACCAGAACAAAUUGCCUCAGCUGAUCAAAAAACGUGGCAAGGAACCGUUCAUGGUACACGAAGAGCUGGUUCAGACAAUGAAGUGGAAGCAAACGCGCGGGAAAUUCUUCCCUCAGCUUUCGUACUUGAUUAAAGUCAACACCCCGCGAGCGGUACAGGCAGAAACGAAAAAAGCAUUCAAAAAACUGCCAAAUCUCGAGCAAGCUAUCACAGCAUUAUCGAAUCUGAAAGGUGUUGGAACGACGAUGGCCUCAGCAUUGCUUGCCGCAGCCGCACCGGAAACUGCACCCUUCAUGGCGGACGAAUGCCUGAUGGCGAUACCGGAAAUCGAGGGCAUUGACUACACGACACGUGAGUACAUGAACUUCGUGCAGCACAUUCAGGCCACAACAGAUCGACUGAACGAGGAAGUGCAUGGACCGGUCAGUAGUUCUAACACCGAUGGAAGUAACGACGAGGAUGACAGCAGCAACGAUGCACCGAAAAUUGAGAAGAAAUGGUCCCCGCAUAAUGUCGAACUAUCCCUGUGGACGCACUAUGUUGCUCGAGAACUGCAACCGGAACUGCUCGACGAUAUGCCGGCUGCAGUGGAUGGUAGCAAAAAUAGUUAUUCACGGAAUCCGGUAUCAACGACUACACCGUCGAAGACUGCCGCUACACCUGCCGCCACAAACGGUGCUUCAGUAUCGUUGGCCUCGUCCGAGAACAAUACCAUGGAAGAACCGUCCGAUGAGAGCAAUCUGGACACAGAACUCGGUAAGGCGACAUCGGAUGAAUCGUCAAAGGAUAACAAGUACAUCGACAGCUUGGACGAGUGUACCAAGUCGGAAGACAGCCUGGAGAAACCAAGUACGACCACAACCAGUAUCCGUAACAACACCAGUAACAACAACAGCGACGAGGUGAACGACAGUGACUCACAGAGUAGUGCAAAACGAUCCACGACCGGCGGCGAAGAUGAGGAGGAAGAUGAUGACGAGGAGGAUGAUGAAGAGGAAGAAAUCGAUGAAGAAAGUUCGGCAGAUGGCGCUCCGCAAGCCAAGAAGACUAAAUUCGAGUAG
This is a messenger RNA of Sabethes cyaneus, 2374 nucleotides long. Its product is annotated as probable serine/threonine-protein kinase mps1. The coding region runs from base 1163 to 2374 and encodes 403 amino acids. The transcript has 2 exons. The record is from RefSeq and is a predicted model, not a curated record. NCBI's taxonomy places the organism in Eukaryota, Metazoa, Arthropoda, Insecta, Diptera, Culicidae.